This is a messenger RNA of Pocillopora meandrina, 1584 nucleotides long. NCBI's taxonomy places the organism in Eukaryota, Metazoa, Cnidaria, Anthozoa, Scleractinia, Pocilloporidae. The record is from the annotation of a GenBank genome assembly.
UCACAUGGCAGCCAGGUGGACAAUCAGACAUGGUUUGAUGCUACUCUGGUUUAAAGAUUUCAUGAAUGAAACUGAGAAGUAACAAUUCUUAGACCCAACAUUUCAACACUCCUGUCCAGUGCCUUCAUCAGGGGUGAUCUAAAUGCUGCAACAGGAGGUCCUUUUAUAUGCUCACUAAUGAACUACCCUUUUUUCUGACAAGGUGUAGAUAGGCGUCAGGAAGUAAGCAGCCAUCAUCACAACUUAAAGGAGUGUGGGCAGAGUUAAUAUUCCAGGCUUCCAAACAAAGGUGCUGGUGGUAACACUGAUGAGUGGUGAUAAUUUUAGACAUCCCACCCAAUUGCAUGUUUGGUUAAGCAUGUGUGCUCCAAUAAAGCUGAAUUUUCUUUUUUGCAAAAGUACCGUAUUUCUUCACCUAUAAGCUGACCUCGGCUAUAAGUCGAGACCCGAAAAGUUAGAGACCUUCAACAGACUCGGGGAGGAAAGAAUCUGAUUGGUGGACAGAAAUACGUUCUUGUCAUGUCAAUUUUAAAGCAUGUCACAUAAAGAGUGCUGCAGUCACAGAAUUAACAGUCAUUUUGGAUUAACAUUAAAUUUGUACCUGUUUUUGAAUCCCAAACCCUCGGCUAUAAGCCGAAUCCCUUUCUUAUGAAAAAAUCUCCCAACCUUUUUUGUCAAAUACUGAAAAAUCGCUCGGCUUAUAGGUGAAGAAAUACCGUAGGCCACUUUUUGAUGCUCUUUCAAAGGUGUACCAAACCGAUGUUUGGUCUGUCUGAUAUACUCAUUAUGACAGUCAUUGCAUGGAAUAGAAUAAAUAGCGUCCAUUCCUUGUUCUUUCACAACAGGAUCCUUAGGUUUGGCAAAAAUAUACCCCAAAGUCUGAAAAGGGUUUUUAGCAACUUUAACGUUGUGGCUAUUCAAAAUUCUCUUGAUGGGUUCCAUAAUACCCUGAAUGUAAGGAAUAACAGCAAAACCAAUCCCUGGUUCCCUCUCAUGAGAAGUGCUACUAGUUGUAAAUAGUUUUUGGCAGUUACGGAUAAAAGCUUUUGUAUAGCCAUUCCUCUUUAGGACAUUGGAAACAUAUUUCCUCUCCUUAGCCUUUGAAUUGAGUGAAGAUGGUAGACAGUCAACCUUUUUCAUUGCAGUUGAUGAGUGCCACCCAAACAGAGAAAUUAGAAAAAAUGCCAAGCCCCAUAGAUUUCCCCAAACAUAAUCAAACUUUUACAAAGAAAGAAACAAUUAUAAAAGAAGGCCAAGAAUAGUAAUAAUGAUGAUACAUGGCUGUUAUAUAAAAAUAAGAGCAACCUUUUGAAGAAAGAAUGCUACAAGGUCCACUGGGAAUACCUUAAUAGAUUGGCAAACAAUCUGUUCAAUGACAGAAAUGAACAAAAGCUUUUCUGGAAUUAUUUAAGGUUGAAAAAUAAUGGAACAAAUGAUCUAAUCAUUCUCCAGCUUCAUAAUGGUGACAUUUUAACAAAUGAAAGCAAUAUCACUGAAUCCAUGGAUGAAUACUUUGCAUUAGUUUUUACAAAGGAGUACUCAUCUAAUUUCCCAUUAUUUAACCAAAAUUAUCAAAGACACUGA